CCUGUGACCCACGGCCCUGCUUGUACCCCCAAGGGGAGCUGGGAAGGAGGCACCUGUCUGACUGGGGCUCUGCCUCUCGUCGUCCUCUCCUCUGUUUGCUGCCCAGCAUGGCAAGCUGCUUGGCACCCCCGUUGCUACUGCUACUGCUUCUAGGGUCACCGAGCGCUGUCGCACCGAACCGAUGCGUGGACGCGGCCGACGCGUGCACCGCGGAUGCGCGAUGCCAGCGGUUGCGCACCGCAUACGUGGUGCAGUGCCUGGGUCGGGCCGCGCCGGGGAGCUGCCCCCGCGCCCGCUGCCGCCGCGCCCUGCGCCGCUUCUUCGCCCGCGGGCCGCCCGAGCUUACCCACGCGCUGCUCUUCUGCCCGUGCGGCGGCCCCGCAUGUGCCGAGCGCCGGCGCCAGACCUUCGUGCCCUCCUGCGCCUUCUCGGGUCCUGAACCGGCCCCGCCCUCCUGCCUCGCGCCCUUAGACGCCUGCGAGCACAGCCGGGUCUGCAGGCCCCGCCUCUUGGCCUUCCAGGCUUCCUGCGCGCCUGCCCCCAGCAACCUGGACGGCUGCCUUCGAGACCAGAUCCCCAGCUGCCUGCGCGCCUACGCCGGCCUCGUGGGCACCGCCGUCACCCCCAACUACGUGGACAACGCUAGCGCGCGCGUGGCACCCUGGUGCGACUGCGGAGCUAGCGGAAACCGGCGCGAGGAGUGCGAAGUCUUCCGGGGGCUCUUCACAAGGAACCGCUGCUUGGAUAGAGCCAUACAGGCCUUUGACGGUGGGUGGCCCUCAGUCCUACACGACCAGCUGGACCCCCACCAGGACCCUGAGCACAGCCUCCUACAGGUGUCCUCUGCAGAUGCAUCCCUGGAGGGGAGCUCCAUGCUCUCCGUGCUCCCUGUUCUGGUUCUCCAGCCCCUGCUCUGAUGAGAACAGCAGACCUUGGACAACAGCCAACUGUCCCACCCUGCCUGGGAUACUGGGCCUAAUUGGUGACCUACUGCCCCACUGAAAAGGGACUGGCUUACCUCCCAAGCUGGCCCCAGUGCUCUUGCCUUACUGCCCUUUGCAGGUCUGGACACUUUUAUCAUGCUUUAAGGGUAGACUUAAACAGACUUGUAGGCAAAACUCCCUCUGAACAGACUUGUAGGCAAAACUCCCUUUACUACUCCAGCCGUCAUGGCAUCCUCCCAGUUAGGCACCACCCAUCAUGAUAGCCACCUGCACCCCAUAACUAACGUUGUCAGAGUGUUUCCUGUCCACGAUAUGCUGCUUGUGGGACACCACCUAGAGUGAGAAUCCAGUUCCCUACAUUGCACUGGUCAUAUGGCCAUCUUCCCAGUGGUUCAACCUGGCACUAGGAAUGGCAUCCAUAACUCAAUAAAUCCAUGUGCACUGAGA
Molecule: messenger RNA, 1391 nt
Organism: Lagenorhynchus albirostris (white-beaked dolphin)
Lineage: Eukaryota; Metazoa; Chordata; Mammalia; Artiodactyla; Delphinidae
Gene: GFRA4
Product: GDNF family receptor alpha 4
Exons: 7
Coding region: 108-917 (269 amino acids)
Biological process (GO): nervous system development
Cellular component (GO): signaling receptor complex; external side of plasma membrane
Molecular function (GO): glial cell-derived neurotrophic factor receptor activity
Source: RefSeq, a predicted model, not a curated record